This is a messenger RNA of Papilio polytes (common Mormon), 2147 nucleotides long. RefSeq names its product serpin B10-like (gene serpin-29). Gene Ontology annotation, molecular function: serine-type endopeptidase inhibitor activity. NCBI's taxonomy places the organism in Eukaryota, Metazoa, Arthropoda, Insecta, Lepidoptera, Papilionidae. The coding region runs from base 342 to 2102 and encodes 586 amino acids. The transcript is spliced from 7 exons. The record is from RefSeq and is a predicted model, not a curated record.
UAUCAUAAUAGCUCACCCAAAUCGAAUCAAACACUUACAGAAUCCCAAUAAGCCUGGUUUAAGUGACGGUCGUUAUCGCGAUUAUGAAGCAUAUUAAUUAGCUCUCAUUAAUUUAGCUCUAAGUAGCCGCUCUUAUGAAUAUGCGGAACAGAACGCAUUUUCUACAGCUGCUUGCGAUGCAGUGCUGCUCCGACUCGCGAACAGUUUGGUGCCGUAGUCUGUGAUCAGUUUAUAUAAGUUCACUUUAAAAAUGUGAUUAAAAAUAUAUAUAAUUCAACUUCGAUCUGAAAAUCUGUGACCGAACCUAAUGGAAUCAUAUUAAAUUGAUUAGCAAAUCAGGCAUGACUUUCGUCAGUUUUACGUCGCUCCUACUCCUCCUACUUCUGUGUUCAAGUGUUCUAUCCCAUCGUUUGAGUGCAAAUUUCACAGUCGCGAUGCCAAAAUAUUCAUCCCCGAUCGCAUAUGUUCCAACCACUCCUAUAAUUUGUUAUAUUUACGACCCUAAUUGUUUUUUUAAUUAUUUUCCACCUGUAUAUCCAAGUACUUAUCAUUUUGAUGUAUAUAAACGACAGAUCGGUCUUAUGAGACGUAACUACGUCACACCUGCGUUUUCCGGGACUCAAGCUGGGAUUCAAACACAAUUUAAUUUACAUGGAAAAUUAAAUCAAAAUAUUCCUAAGCCGAAUAUGCAAAACGAUUAUAGCACACCGAAAUUUGUAGUCAAUCGGCCAGUGUUUGGUGCACUAGGAAAUGUACCUCCAAAAUCAGCUCAGAAUAACCUGCUGCAAUCACUUCAUAAUCCGGUUUACAGACCUCAUCAUUCUGUAGAACUAAUAAAAAAUACCAGUACACCGUCUCCAACAACGAAUUCCCUGACAACAGAAUCAUUAUCCUACAGUAAUAUUGAAACAACCAGAAAAUCACUAAACUUUAGACCUAACACCAGUUACGAACAAUGGAAUGCUAAUAUGUAUAGUAAUUUUGAAGUAAUGGCUAAAUUUAUACGAUCACUUGAUAUACUAGAAAGAAAGUUUUAUAAGGUCACAUUCGAGAAAUUAACAUCUUCAAGUCCCAUUGAAAGGAAGGAAAAUGGAAUAAGUUUUAUUCAAACGGGAAUAUUUUUACAACUGACACUAAUGGCUCUCUCCUCGGAGGUCGACGUCGAAACGCGACGUGAGAUUGACAAGUGCAUAGGUCUUGAACUCUCCGACAGGGAAAAAAUAUACAUCCUAAGGGAAAUGAUAUCAUCGCUACCGAAGACGAGUGAUGCUCUUAAGUUCCGAUUAUCAUCAAGGUUGGUGGUGGGUCGCCGCUGGGCGCUAAAACCGCAACUCCAACACGGCCUCGCUCCCGCCAUGCGCCUGCGCAUCGACCGCGUCAACACCUCAGAUACUGCACAAGCAUUAACGGAUACGCUUAAUAAAAUGGUUGAAAAAGAUUCAAAAGGAGCGAUGCGUGAUACAUUCGAAGAGGAGGAACUGUCUGAGGGCAUGUGCGCGGUGCUGUUGUCGACGAUGUACGUGCGCGCGCGUUGGCGCUCCGCCCCCACCGUGCUUAAUGGCACCCACGCCUUCCUCGACAGCGCCGCCGCCCCCCAGCGCACCAUGCGUAUGAUACGCAUCAACGACAUCAUGAGAUAUACGGAACUGAAUGAAUGGGACGCUGAAGCUAUAGAAAUAUUUUACGCAACUCCCGGUCUCUCUCUACUGUUGCUGGUGCCGCGAGGACGUUCUCUGCGCCAGCUGGCGGGGCACGUGGCUGACACUAGUAUCUACCACGUGUUAGACCGCAUGUACACUUUGCGCGUGGCCGUCACACUCCCAUUGUAUACGCUCCGCAUGACUCUCCUGUUACCGAACAAAUUACAAGCAAUGGGCAUAUCUCGUCUGGUAGACGAUGAGGACGCGGAGUGCAGCGAGCUGCGCCUGUCCCACGCGGUGCAGCGCCUCAUGUUCUGGGCGGAGGCGGGACGUAAUGCUUUUAAAGACGAUGGUAUAGAGUGGGACGAGGCGCCGGAACUCGAGUUGGUUGUCAAUCGGCCUUACAUAUUCUUUCUACGUAGGAGAAACAUCACUAUUAUGAACGGACAUUUUGUUUUAUAGAAAUAAUACUUAAUUACUAUUACUAUUUUGUAUGUUAUAUUAUAU